Messenger RNA from Cuscuta epithymum, 4028 nucleotides. NCBI's taxonomy places the organism in Eukaryota, Viridiplantae, Streptophyta, Magnoliopsida, Solanales, Convolvulaceae. The record is from the annotation of a GenBank genome assembly.
GAUGAAUCUGGGUUUGUUCUUUCCGACCCACCCGACUGUGGGUGUAUUUACCGAACUACCCCUUCACUUUAUAGAACGGACGGUAUUUUAUCUGACGGGAAAGAGCAUGAACAGAACAGAAGUAACAGACGGUAAGAGCGGAAGCACAGUGAGAAAGUGAAAUCCGAAAUAUCCACAAGAAAUUGAAGAAGAAUAGGCUUAAUGCUCUGCCUUGUUCGCUCUUUGCUGCGGAUCCUGUAAACCCUAAUAUUGGGUUGUACUAACGAUCUCUAAAUAUUGAUUCACUGGAAAUAUCUGUAGUUAGUUUGAUUGGUGAUUUGGUGAACCAUGGCAUAUGUAAAGGUUGUCAACAGAUCGGCUACGGCUGCAUUCGCUCCGGAAGGUACGUAUGUGGCUGCUGGGACGAUGGCUGGGGCGGUGGAUCUGUCGUUCAGCUCGUCGGCCAACCUCGACAUUUUCAAGCUCGACUUCGGAUCAGAUGAUCAGCAGCUCAUCUCAGUUGGCUCGGUUUCCAGCUCCGAGCGCUUCAAUCGUUUGUCUUGGGGGAAGGCUCUUCCCAAUUCCGAGGAGUUCUCUCUCGGGAUCAUCGCUGGUGGACUUGUUGAUGGCAACAUUGGGCUGUGGAAUCCGAGGAAUAUGCUCUCCUCCGGUGCGAAUCAUACGGGUGGUGCUGAUGCUACUGCAAAUGCUUUUAUUGGUCCUCACCUUUCAAAGCAUAGUGGGCCAGUACAUGGUUUGGAGUUUAAUUCUUUUACUCCAAACCUCCUUGCUUCUGGUGCUGAUGAAGGUGAAAUCUGCAUAUGGGACAUUUCACAUCCCGCUGAACCAACCCAUUUUCCUCCUCUGAAGGGUAGUGGUUCAUCAACUCAAGGGGAAAUUUCAUAUAUAUCCUGGAACAACAAAGUUCAACAUGUAUUGGCUUCCACAUCAUUAAAUGGGACAACAGUGGUUUGGGAUCUUAGGAAGCAGAAGCCAGUCAUAAGUUUUGCGGAUUCUGUUAGAAGACGGUGCUCUGUUUUGCAGUGGCAUCCUGAUUUUACUACUCAGCUUAUUGUAGCCUCUGACGAAGAUAGUUCUCCUUCUCUGAGGAUGUGGGAUAUGAGGAAUGUUAUGUCUCCAGUGAAAGAGUUUUUAGGACAUACCAAGGGUGUCAUUGCAAUGUCUUGGUGUCCAAUGGAUAGCUCCUAUUUGCUUACUUGUGCAAAAGACAAUCGCACUAUAUGCUGGGAUGUUCUUUCGGGUGAGAUUGUGUCUGAACUGCCAGCAGGAACUAAUUGGAAUUUUGAUGUGCACUGGUACUCAAAGUGUCCAGGUCUUAUAUUAGCAUCAUCAUUUGAUGGAAAGAUGGGGAUGUAUAAUAUUGAGGGUUGUGGUCGAUAUGUUGCCCCAGAGGGUUCCUCUACUGCAGUUUAUUUAAGAGCUCCAAGAUGGUACAGACGUAAAGCUGGAGUUUCUUUUGGUUUUGGAGGAAAGCUUGUCUCCUUUCAUUCGACUAACACUAAAGAUGAACCAUCAGAGGUAUAUGUGCAAAAGGUAGACACCGAACAUGGGUUGGCAAGUCGGUCUUCUGUCUUUGAAGCUGCACUUCAGAAUGGGGAGAGAUCUUCACUUAGGCUUCUGUGCGAAACAAAAUCUCAGGAAUCAGAAUCUCUCGAUGAAAGAGAAACAUGGGGCUUCCUGAGGGUUAUGUUUGAAGAUGAUGGGACUGCAAGGACAAAACUGCUUUCACACCUUGGUUUCAGCGUGCCUGUGGAAAAAGAGAACAAUGUGGAGAAUGAGAUCUCUGAGCAAGUAUCUGCGUUUGGUUUUGGUGAAGGUCUUGCUGGUAAAGAGGGGGAUAAUGUGAAGAAAGAUACCAUGAUGCAACUUAUCGACAAUGGGGAGGAUUUCUUUAACAACCUUCCAAGUCCCAGAGUGGAUACUCCAUCAUCAUCUGCAAAUAACUUUGAUACUAAUGAAGCUGCUUUGGGCUGGGAUGAGGCUCCAGAUAUUAAUGGAUCAGAUCACAGUGACACAUCAUUUGAUGAUGCUGUUCAGCGUGUCUUGGUUGUUGGGGACUAUAAGGCUGCUGUCUCACUGUGCAUAUCUGCUAAUAAAAUGGCUGAUGCAUUAGUUAUUGCGCAUGUUGGCGGCACUUCCCUAUGGGAAAAUACUCGUGAUAAGUACCUGAAGACAAGCCGUUCUUCUUACCUGAAGAUCGUUACUGCAAUGGUUAACAAUGAUCUCAAAAGCCUUGUGAACACCAGGCCAUUGAAAUCCUGGAAAGAAACACUUGUCCUCCUUUGCACUUUUGCUCAGCAAGAUGAAUGGACUUUUUUGUGUGACACACUUGCUUCAAGACUCCUUGCUGCUGGUGAAACACUUCCAGCAACCCUUUGUUAUAUAUGUGCUGGGAAUAUUGACAAAACAAUCGAGAUAUGGUCAAGAACUCUGGCAGACAAGAACGAUCAGAAAUCAUACGUUGACCUUCUUCAGGAUUUGAUGGAAAAGACUAUAGUAUUUGCUUUGGCCACUGGGCAGAAGCGGUUUAGUGCUACUCUGUACAAGCUUGUUGAGAAGUAUGUUGAAAUAUUAACAAGUCAGGGUCUUCUAGCUACAGCUAUGGAGUUCUUAAAACUUCUGGGGACUGAAGAACUGUCCCCAGAACUGGUAAUAUUACGAGAGCGAAUCUCUCUUGCUACUGAACCAGAUAAUGGCUCAUUGAAUUCUAUGGAUUUUGGUAGUUCUGGCAUGGUUGAUCCGUCUUACCAGUAUUACCCAGAACCACCAUCGCAACACACAAGUAUUCCUAGCAGCCCUUAUGCUGGGAGUUAUCAACCCACUCCUGGUCCUUCAUACAAGGGAUAUGUUGCUCCUGCCCCUUACCAAAAUGCUCCACCACAAACAAUCCAACAACCGAACAUAUUUGUUCCGACACCUGCUCCUCACAUCCCACAGGGCAGUGUUGCACCACCACCUGUUUAUGCUCAGCCUUCUGUGAAACCAUUCAGCCCAACAACCCCCCCUGCUUUGAAACAUGUUGAGCAAUAUCAGCAGCCAACUUUGGGUUCCCAGUUGUAUCCUGGCUCGGGUCAAAGUAGUUACCCAUCUGGCCCUCCAGGGCCUGCGGCAUAUGGCUUUAACCCAUCUCCAGCACAAACUUUUGGACAGAAGAUGCCCCCGGUCAUUGCACCUUCUUCCUCAAGCUCUAGAGGAUUUACUCCAGUCCCUGGCCCUGCAAUUCAAAGGCCCAGUAUGAGUCCAAUGCAACCUCCAAGCCCUAAUCAAGCACCAGUAAUCCAUCCAGUAGCUCCUGCUGCUGCUCCACCCACAGUGCAGACAGUCGACACUUCUAAUGUCCCUGUGGAGCAUAAGGCUGUUGUUACCACUUUGACAAGACUCUUCAAUGAGACAUCUGAAGCAUUGGGAGGGUCAAGGGCAAAUCCAGCUAAGAAACGUGAGAUUGAAGAUAAUUCGAAGAGGUUAGGGGCGUUAUUUGCUAAGCUCAACAGAAAAGAUAUAUCUACGAGUGCUGCAGAAAAGCUUGUACAGCUCUGUCGAGCAUUGGACAACCGUGACUUUGGUACUGCCCUUCAGAUUCAGGUGCAACUAACCACCAGUGAUUGGGACGAGUGCGACUUUUGGCUAGCAACGCUGAAGCGAAUGAUCAAAACGAGGCAAAGCUUCAGGUAGAAGUGAUGUGCUCCAGCCUCAAAUAUGAUCUAGAGUAGUUUUCUUUUAAACUUUUCUAAAUGGUCGGUUUAAGUUUGUUUGCAUGAUUUGUAACCAUCAGGGCGUUUCUUUUGUCAUCAGCUUUUUUUAGCUUUUAGCGCAAUUUCUGUCUCCUUCCCUUUUAGUGUUUUCAGUUUUAAAGAGGUUGGAAUAUAUACAGUUCACACAUAUGGUUGCUGCUGAUUAUAUUUUUUAUUCACCAUCAAAAUGGUAAAUAGAAAACCCACGACUACUUUCUUAUGUUUUUUAAUUCAUACAAGUACUUCUGCUGUAAUUCUUGACAGACGUUCAAUUUAUGAGCUAAAUAAAUGUUAGGA